Messenger RNA from Drosophila obscura, 2619 nucleotides. RefSeq lists its product as uncharacterized. The transcript has 5 exons. Lineage: Eukaryota; Metazoa; Arthropoda; Insecta; Diptera; Drosophilidae. The record is from RefSeq and is a predicted model, not a curated record. Gene Ontology annotation, molecular function: G protein-coupled receptor activity. Gene Ontology annotation, cellular component: plasma membrane. Gene Ontology annotation, biological process: positive regulation of cytosolic calcium ion concentration; inflammatory response; adenylate cyclase-activating G protein-coupled receptor signaling pathway. Bases 436 to 1713 code for a protein of 425 amino acids.
AGCAGUGGCACAGGCAGAGCCGAGUGCUUUGCGGCACAGUCAUUCUAAUUCGACGCCUGGCUGACUGCAGACGCACUCGGAACCACGGAAUCGGAAUAGUAAACAUAUUCUCGUAUUUGGGAUCGAAGCGGGCAGUGCAUCGGACGGCUAAUCAAACGCAUUUUGGCCAAGUGUCGCGCGGUGCCAGGCCACACACUCCAAUCUCUAAUGAGGCAGUGUUUUAGCAAAAACUUAAUUUAGUUUCAAUUUGGCUAUCGAAACGAGUUUCCAGCUGUGUUUCCCCCCCUCCUGUGUUUCUGUGUGUGUAUGUUGUGGCAGGCUCAUUUGUGAAAAAAUUUAAGUUGCGGCUCGGCUCGGCUCUGUGGCAAGACACAUUUUCACCUGAAUUGCAAUCAAGUGCAAUUAUCAAACGAAACAAACAUUGAGAUAAACGACAUGUCUGGGGAGACACCAAGCACCACUCCGCUGCUGGACCUGCUGCUGUUAGGCAGCACCAGCACCACUGCUGCACCGCCGCCACCAGCAAGGAGUCUCUAUGCGAAUCGGAACCGUAUGAUCUUCAGCCUCAUUGUCAUGGGCCUGGGGGUGUUCGGAAAUUCGCUGGCUCUGGUUAUUUUGGCGCGCAAAAAGCACAACAAGAACAGCAAAUAUACGCUCAUGUUGCGCUGCCUGGCCACCAACAAUCUGGUGGCUCUGCUGGGUGUGCUGACCACUUCGCUGCUGAAGUACAACAUGUACAAGGAGGGGGACCACUCCGACAUGCGGCUGGACUGUGUGGGGCAUGUGGUGUGGCGCUUCUUUGGUCUCAGCUCCGGAUGCAUUGCCGCCGUAAUGGCCGCUGAACGUUGGAUGGCCCUGGCCCGACCCUUCAUCUACCACAAGCACAUCACCUAUGAGCUGAUCCGCAAGAGCAUCAAUAGCAUUGUGAUUGCGGCCUUGAUCAUCACGUUCCUGCCCUUUGUGGGCUUUGGUGCCUACAUAGACGAGUCGAAUCCGGACAGGAUGAAGUGCAUACGCUAUCGUGAUGCCGAUGGCUUCUGGAACAAAGCAUACGCCGUGCUAUUCAUGGUCUUUGGCACCCUUCUGUGCAUCGUGAUCGUGACCUGCAACCUGUUCGUGGCGCACACCCUGCUCUGCGUGAUUGGUAAGAGUCGCACGGCCAAGCGGCACAUGCACUACGACCUGGUGGGUCGGGACAAGGCCAGUGUGCAGAGCAUCGACCCGGAGAGCAGCAGUGGCACCACACUCUACCAAACGCAGUACAGCACGGGCAGCGGCGGCAGCCACCACACUGCACCCCACCGGCAGUCCGCGCGCCAGUUCCAGCACAGCGUCAGUGUAACGAUGGCGGGCACCGAAUCCUCGCCGGUGGAGAUUAAGUUUGCCAAGCUGAUGGCCUUCCUGAGCAUCUCGUUCGUCAUCUGCUGGAUGCCACAGAUGAUUGCCAUACCCCUGGCCAUUGGCCCGAAUCGAGUGGACAAGAAAAACGUAUUCUUUCUCAUUGCGGAUGUCCUCACGGCCCUGCACUUUACAUCGGAUCCGUAUAUCUAUGUGCUGAGUCGCUCCAAGUCGAUCAACUGGUCCCUGCUGAGCUGCAUCAAGCGCUGGCGCAGCGGCUGGCGACAGGGCGGACUGCGUCGCUCCCAGAGCGAUCAGAGUCGGAUGCGCACCACCAUGACGGAGGCGAAUACUCUCGACUGUAACUUCAAUUGAGUCUCCAGCUCCUGCACCCAACUGCAACUGUAACUUAACUGUAUAUGUAUGUCACUCACUCAACCCACGACCCUCGACCUGCCCCACAACUCGCGCAGCAUCCCCACAGCCCCUCUUCUAGUCGUGUAAGCUGUAAAUAAUAUAACUUACUUUGUACGAGUAUUACCAUAUCAAGGCUUUCUCUCCUUCGCUGCGCUCAGCCCAUCACAUAAUCUAAGAAUCGAAGUAAACCGAUUUAAACAACAAUACAUAUGUACAUUCUAUAUACAUAUAUGUAUGUAUGUAUGCACUACGUGUCUGCAUUUUUAUAAUACUAGUGUCUAUUCUAGAAAUCUUUGGAAAUUAUUCGGAUACGUUGGGAUGCAAAACAGAUUACAGAAUAGCUUCGUGCAUCACUUGGGAGCAGUCCAACAGCAACAGCAGAAAGAAAACAAUGCCUUAUCAGCUAGACUACUCGACUCCGAGUCUAUCCUUUACGCUUUGCAAUUCUCUUGCAAUUGUGGGCCCUUUCCACCCACUUCUGCGUGCAAAUAAUAAAUAAAUACAAAUCAUGGAAUAAUUCUUCUAUUCUGAUUCCCUUAACCUUAUCCAGGCAAUAUACAAAUCAAAAAGUGUUUACUUUACAGCUAUGUUUGUUUUCUUUUUGUUUAUUUUAAAAUUUAUAUGAUUACAUAUUUUGAAUGGAUUUCUUGGAUUGUGUUUUAUGCAUUGUAGAGGGUCGGGGACGGGGACGCGCGGUCGGGGGCGGGCAUGAGCUUCAUUUAAUGCGAAAAUCAAUCAAUCAAUCAAUCAAGUUGUCUGUCUUCUCCCCCGACAAGAAGUUCGUCUUCAAUUACAAUGUCUUCAAUUGUUUCAUCUCUCUCGAUGAUUGGAAAAGUAUUCCCAUUCCCUCAUUCAUUCAUUCUU